AUGCUGCGUCCCGUGGUGGCCUCGGCCUCGCCCCGCGCCCCUGCGGCUUCCCCGGCGUCGGGGGAGGUCCGCUCGCUCGGCCCUGGCUACUGUUUCGGACUGCAGGAGACCCCGCAGAGCCGCCCGCGCGCGCGGGCCUGGUCCUCGGCCACCCCCGCCAGCACGUCGGGCGCCGCGGGCGACCGGAGCGGCAGCAGCAGCGCCCCGCGCCCUGCGCCCGCCUCGCGGCCGCCUCCAGGUCUAUCCUUAGGAAACAAAAUCUCUUGUACAGAAAAUGCAGGUCCAUCAAAUUUUACUUUUGGUACAAGUUCAUCUUCUGAACGAGAUACUAAAUAUCCUCAAACAGUUAAAACACCAUUGUCUGCUGGAAAUCCCCAGAGAUCAAAUUAUAAAAGUUGGACACCACACAUGGAAUAUUCAGCUACAUCCUCAUCUGCAGUUUCUGUACUCUACCCAUCAGUUAUUAUAGCUGUUGUAGAAGGGAGAGGACUUGCCAGAGGUGAAAUAGGAAUGGCAAGUAUUGAUUUAAAAAGUCCACAAAUUAUAUUAUCCCAGUUUGCAGACAACACAACAUAUGCAAAGGUGAUAACUAAACUCAAAAUUUUAUCGCCUUUGGAAAUAAUAAUGUCAAAUACUGCUUGUGCUGUGGGGAAUUCAACAAAAUUGUUUACUCUGAUCACAGAAAAUUUCAAGAAUGUUAAUUUCACUACUAUCCAAAGGAAAUACUUCAAUGAAACAAAAGGAUUAGAAUACAUUGAACAGUUAUGCUUAGCAGAAUUCAGCCCUGUCCUAAUGGAGGUUCAGUGCAAGUAUUACUGCCUUGCAGCUGUUGCAGCUUUGUUAAAAUAUGUCGAAUUUAUUCAAAAUUCAGUUUAUGCACCAAAAUCACUGAAGAUUUGUUUCCAGGGUAGUGAACAGACAGCCAUGAUAGAUUCAUCAUCAGCCCAAAACCUUGAAUUGUUAAUUAAUAAUCAAGACUGCAGGAACAGUCACACUCUCUUUGGUGUUCUAAAUUAUACAAAGACUCCUGGAGGGAGCAGAAGACUUCGUUCUAAUAUAUUAGAGCCUCUAAUUGAUAUUGAGACCAUUAACAUGAGGUUAGACUGUGUUCAAGAACUACUUCAAGAUGAGGAACUUUUUUUUGGACUUCAGUCAGUUAUAUCCAGGUUUCUGGAUACAGAACAGCUUCUUUCUGUUUUAGUCCAAAUUCCAAAGCAAGACACGGUCAAUGCAGCUGAAUCAAAGAUAACAAAUUUAAUAUACCUAAAACAUACCUUGGAACUCGUGGAUCCUUUAAAGAUUACGCUGAAGAACUGUAACACACCUCUAUUAAGAGCUUACUAUGGUUCCUUGGAAGACAACAGGUUUGAAAUCAUACUUGAAAAGAUUAAAAAAGUAAUUAAUGAUGAUGCGAGAUACAUGAAAGGAUGCCUAAAUAUGAGGACUCAAAAGUGCUAUGCAGUAAGGUCUGACAUCAAUGAAUUUCUCGACAUAGCUAGAAGAACGUACACUGAGAUUGUGGAUGACAUAGCAGGAAUGAUAUCACAACUUGGAGAAAAAUAUAAUCUUCCUUUAAGAACAAGUUUUAGCUCCACUCGAGGAUUUUUCAUCCAGAUGACUACAGAUUGUACAGCUCUACCCAGUGAUCAGCUUCCUUCAGAAUUCAUCAAGAUUUCUAAAGUGAAAAAUUCUUAUAGCUUUACAUCAGCAGAUUUAAUUAAAAUGAAUGAAAGAUGCCAAGAGUCUUUGCGAGAAAUCUAUCACAUGACUUACAUGAUCGUGUGCAGACUGCUCAGUGAGGUUUAUGAGCACAUCCAUUGCCUGUAUAAACUGUCUGACACGGUGUCAAUGCUGGACAUGCUGCUGUCGUUUGCUCACGCCUGCACUCUCUCUGACUAUGUUCGGCCAGAAUUUACUGAUACUUUAGCAAUCAAACAGGGAUGGCAUCCCAUUCUUGAAAAAAUAGCUGUGGAAAAACCUGUUGCCAAUAACACCUACAUUACAGAAGGGAGUAAUUUUUUGAUCAUAACUGGACCAAAUAUGAGUGGGAAAUCCACGUAUUUAAAACAGAUUGCUCUUUGUCAGAUUAUGGCCCAGAUUGGAUCCUAUGUCCCAGCAGAAUAUGCUUCCUUUAGAAUCGCUAAACAGAUUUUUACAAGAAUCAGUAAUGAUGAUGAUAUUGAAACAAAUUCAUCAACAUUUAUGAAGGAAAUGAAAGAGAUAGCAUAUAUUCUACAUAAUGCUAAUGACAAAUCACUAAUAUUAAUUGAUGAACUUGGCAGAGGUACCAAUACAGAAGAAGGUAUUGGCAUCUGUUAUGCUGUUUGUGAAUAUCUACUGAGCUUAAAGGCAUUUACACUGUUUGCUACACAUUUUCUGGAGCUGUGCCAGUUAGAUGUCCUGUAUCUUAAUGUGGAAAACAUGCAUUUUGAAGUUCAGCAUGUAAAGAACACUUCAAGAAAUAAGGAAGCAAUUUUGUAUACCUAUAAACUUUCCAAGGGACUAACUGAAGAAAAAAAUUAUGGAUUAAAAGCUGCAGAGGCGUCAUCACUUCCAUCAUCAAUUAUUUUGGAUGCUAGAGAAAUCACAACUCAAAUUACAGGAAAAAUUUUACAAACCCAAAGGAGAACCCCUCCUGAGAUGGAAGGACAGAGAGCUGUGUACCAUCUAGCCACUAGGCUUGUUCAGACUGCCAGAAAUUCUCAACUGGAUCCAGACAGUUUACGAACAUAUUUAAGUAAUCUCAAGAAGAAGUAUGAAGGUGAUUUUCCCAGGGCUGAACAAGUUCCAGAAAAGACUGAAGAAUAAUAACAAUCCAAUCUUAUCCUAAUGAAAUAAUAUAUGUUAGUGUAAAGAAUUUCAUUGUGUUAAUACAAGAACCUGUAUUGUACAUAUAUGUAGGUACAUAUGUGAAGUUGUGUUAGAACCUACAUAUAUGUUAAUGUGAAGAAUUUCAUUGUGUUGAUACAAGAACCUGUUCUCACUUUUCUCUUGAGAGCGAAAGAAAAUAUUUGUUGAAUUUGUGUUUUAAUUGAAAAUUACAUUAUACUAACCCCAAAAUUCUCAUCUAUAUAGUGUCCAUAAAAAUGUUUGUUAUUGGAACUUAACAAAUGAGAACUAUUUAAAAGAAUGGUUUUUAUGUCAGAGAAAAAUCAAUAUAAUCCAUUACUUUUUUCUCAUUUAUGAUAAUAUAUAAUUAUAUCUUAAGUUAAUUUAUACUUAAUAAGUUACAGUUUACAAUAUUAUUAUAAAUGCCUUAGUUUCAAAAAAAAAAAAAACCUUUCCCUUUAGGUCUAAAAAUGAACUUGAGCUUUUCUUUUACAUUCUACUCUAGAGUAAUAAUAAUACUCUAUGACUCAGCAAUUUCUUUAUUAGUACCUCCAAAUUCUAGCACUGGAUGGGUCUGAAGUUCAUUGGAAUGAUACUGCAGAUUUUAAAAUAUUCUUUUUGAUAUGCGAUAUGGUUCUAAAGGGUGAAAAUAAACAGAUAUGUCGCAUGCAGGGAGGACUUCUAGAUGGGAGAGGAGUCAUCACCAAAGCUUUUAGUUGUUUAAGAAUCCAGGAAUCUUAUUUUCUACUCAUGUUCCUCCUUUUUUUUCCAGUUUUAGUUUUGGCCAUCUUCAGUAGGUGAUUAAAAAACAGCAGAAGGGUAAUAUUGGUUUAUUUGCCUCAAUUGUUGGUUCACAAAGGGGUAUUUUAAAAAGCUUGUUUCACAAGGCACAUGAUUUACACCACCAUGUCAGGAUUUACCCAUAGGUCAUUCUUGUUUUUGUAAAUGGACAAAAGAAAACAGAAGACCACCUGUUGUUUGGUAAUUGGAAACAUGUUAUUUCUAUAGUUCCCUCCCAGUAGAUGACUUAUGGACAUAAUCUCUGCCCAAAGCCCUGGCACAGGGAAGUUAUUCUUUUCUGGGCAACUAAAUGUCUGGAAUUUAAGGUACACAUCUGAAGCAUUUAUUUAAUAAGCCACAGUAUUCAUAAUAAUUUGUCCCCCAAGAUUAUUUACAGAUUGGUUUGGGUCAUAUUUUUGGUAUGCAUAUUAUAUUUUAUCGCAUUUAAUAUCAAUGUUUGUUGACUUUAUUAAACUAUUAGCAUUCUAAUAGAUAUAUUGAAAAAGUAGUCUAAAUAAUAUACAUACUUUUUUGAUAAGUAAAUAUAAGUUAUUUUAAGUUUUACAUUCAAUAUAAUUAACUGUCUUAUUAGAUUACUUAUAUUCCGUAUUGUCAUGUCUUAGGAAAAGAGUAUCACAGUGUUUGUAUUUGAGUCACAUUUUAAUUCAGAGCCUUUGAAAUAAACUAUAUUGUAUGUGGUCAGUCUUAAAAGCAGUUGGGUAAUUUAGAGUUGUGGCAAAGUUCAAGGAGGCAUGGGAGAGGAAAAGUGCAUAGCAGAUUGUUUGGGAUAGUGGUAAAGAAAAGGGAGGAAGCAAUAAAAGACAUUCAAUAUGGUCUUGUUGUGCCUGUGUGUGCCUGUUGAUUACCUCCCAAUUAUUAGAGAGUACGUGUGGUGUUUGUGUUUACAUUCCGGGGUACUUUGCUUAAGAUAAUGUCUUUUUUUUUUUUUUUUUAGUUUCUGGCUGGGGCUGGUUUUGAACCCACCACCUCUAGCAUAUGGGGCUGGCGCCCUACUCCUUUGAGCCACAGGUGCCACCCAAGAUGAUGUCUUUUUAUUGCUAACAAGGGGAGUAGGCAGUGGGGAGAAAAAACAAGCAAGCAAGAACAGGUUGUAUCAAAUAUGCUGAAUAUCAUUUCCUCAAUGAACACCUUAACUUCCCUUUAGAUUUAACCCCAGUGUUGGAUUCCACCCAAGUUUUAAGAGGGUAGAAUGUCUCAUCAACUACAGCUUUUGAUGCAAAAACUGCAGCCAACUGAUUAAUGCCUUUUUAAUAAAGAUUGAGAUUUGAGAUGCUGAAAUAAAAACAGGUUUAUUUCUUCUUAAAAUUAAAUUACUUUUUCUGAAACCAUUUUAUAUGUAGCAGAAAUAUAUCAAAAAGUAAAUCAAAUGAAGAUGUAAUUAUU
Molecule: messenger RNA, 5013 nt
Organism: Nycticebus coucang (slow loris)
Lineage: Eukaryota; Metazoa; Chordata; Mammalia; Primates; Lorisidae
Gene: MSH4
Product: mutS homolog 4
Exons: 20
Coding region: 1-2808 (935 amino acids)
Biological process (GO): reciprocal meiotic recombination; mismatch repair
Cellular component (GO): nucleus
Molecular function (GO): ATP-dependent DNA damage sensor activity; mismatched DNA binding; ATP binding
Source: RefSeq, a predicted model, not a curated record